Molecule: messenger RNA, 1365 nt
Organism: Blepharisma stoltei
Lineage: Eukaryota; Ciliophora; Heterotrichea; Heterotrichida; Blepharismidae
Source: the annotation of a GenBank genome assembly
AUGCUUAAUAAUUAUUUAAAUCCCAUGCUAGCAACCAUCUCCAAAAACCUUACUCCCCCCCAUCCUUGAUCGAACGAUUGACUGUGAAAAUUCCUAAAAAUUGGGGAAUUAACCCCCAUCUUUGAUCGAACGAUUUUCAUAUCAUGCAAAUUUUUAUGUAUAUAAAAAAUAUAUUAGCUAUCAAAAGCUUGGGAAGAUGUGCCUAAUGGAGUUGUUUUCAGAGGCUUUGAGAUGAUAGGAAGCUACGAAAUCAACCAUUCGAGGUGCUUUAGUCAUCAGCCUGGGCUUAAAAACUCAAUAAUCUAAAAAAUAUAGAUUCUUUAAAAUUUAAAAAAAAUAAAUGUUAAUUCAAUAAGGAACAAAUUAAAAUUUAUGCAGGUUAAAGGGGUAACCAAAAAAUCAAAAUAUUAAAAAACUGGUAAUCUUAUGAAAUUAAUUCAAUUUUUGUGUAAAAAUAAUUAUUAAAUACUGUUAACCCUCUUAUUUAAAAGCAUAUAAAAAAAAACAUAUAUUUUUUAUUUUAUAAAUUUUUUUUAACCUCCAUCCUUGAUCGAACGGCUCGCAAUCGUUCGAUCAAGGAUGGGGGGAAGUUAGCAAUAUACCAAACCCUAUGCUGAGACAGAGUUCUCCUAAUUCCAAUAGCAACCAAGAUAACCCAAUGUCUAUCAAAGCUAUAAUAGCUGCUAACUCCCUCCUCUAAGCGAGCAAAACCUUCGAAAAAUCCCUAUUUUUUGCCCCAAAAACCAAUCCUUGUGAGCGAACAAAUAGUUUUUUUAAGAAUAAUUAUUUUGAUAUAUAAGUAAUAAGUAUUAUAAUAAAAUCUCUAGCUAAUUAUAUUUAAUUUUUAACAGCUUGCACUUUAAAACAUAAAUUUUGCAAAUUAAAUUAAGUUUUACUUCUCAAUUUUUUAAUUAUUUUUAAAUUUGGAUUAUAAAAUUUUAUAUAUAUUUUAAAAAAAAAUUAACCCUCUCCGUGAUCGGACAAAAAUUUAUUCGCUCACAGAGGAGGAGUAAGAAAAAAGCGACAGAAACCGACUUCAAGGCAAAAUAUAAGACCGAAAUGUGUAAAAAUUGGGAAAUUGGGUGCUGUGAAUUCGGCGAUCAGUGCGCAUUUGCCCAUGGAGAAGCUGAACUCAGAAGCAAAACUGGAAUAAUUAAAAAAUAUAAGACUAAAAAGUGCAAACAAUUUUACGAGCAAGGAUAUUGCAUUUAUGGAGGAAGAUGCCAAUUCAGGCAUAGAGAUGCUUCACCCGAAACAGCUGAAAGCUCGCCAAUUCCUUGCAAAAUGCCUGAUAAAUUUAGUUCAAUUGAAGUAACUAAACGAAGACUUCCGAUAUUUAUUGACUUGGAAAGUCGUGAAAUUUAG